AUGUCGACCAUCUCCUUUACCAGGGAGACGACUAAUCAUUAUUAUUCCACGUCUGAUAUACUUGGUAGAGGUGCUACUUGUGAAGUUUAUAAAGGUAUUAGCAAGACUGGCGAAUACAGAGCUCUGAAGAUCUUUUUAGGAAGGGGAAAACAUUCUGAUAUCCAGAGAGAAGUAGUGGCAUUAAAAAAUCUCCAACAUAAAAAUGUUGUAAUAUUUUAUAAUUUAGAGAAAGACAGGAAUUCUUGUAGAUCUAUAAAUAUAUAUAUAGGCUUAAGCUUUAUUUCAACAGCAAGACCUGUCGUGGUAACGGAAUUGUGUGAACAUGGCAGUUUACAAGAUGUUUUAAAUGAAUUGCCUAAUAAAUAUGGAUUAGAUGAAGAAGAGUUCUUGUUGAUCUUUCGACAUCUUGUGGAUGGUAUACGUCAUUUAAGAAACAAUGGUUUUGUACAUAGAGAUAUUAAACCUGGUAACAUAUUGAGGUGUAUAGAUGAAACUGGAAGGUCUCUGUAUAAGCUAUCAGAUUUUGGUACAGCUAGAUUAUUAGAAGAUGAUGGACAGUUCAUGUCACUUGUUGGUACUGAAGAAUAUUUGCACCCAAAAUUGUACAACGCAGCAUUUUUCUCUGGAGAACAAGAAUUUGAUUGCAAAGUCGACCUGUGGAGUUUAGGAGCAACAUUAUAUCAUUGCGCUACUGGUUCUGUACCAUUCCGACCUUAUGGGGGCAGAGAAGACAAAGAAGCUAUGUAA
Molecule: messenger RNA, 747 nt
Organism: Lottia gigantea (owl limpet)
Lineage: Eukaryota; Metazoa; Mollusca; Gastropoda; Lottiidae
Exons: 7
Coding region: 1-747 (248 amino acids)
Biological process (GO): peptidyl-serine phosphorylation
Cellular component (GO): cytoplasm
Molecular function (GO): ATP binding; protein serine/threonine kinase activity
Source: RefSeq, a predicted model, not a curated record